AACUCUGCAAGAAGUCUUUCCAACGGUGAAUAAAGUGAAAAAUUUUCGCAUGGAAUUUUUUACCAAAUAUUUUUUGUUAAAUUCACGAAGAAAUGUGCAAAAAGUGAGCAAUGCAGGUGCACUACUGUUUUUGUUUACAAAAAGUGCAAAUUUGCAAAGUGAAGGUGUGGAAAAGGCGAAGUGAAAAAGUAGUAGCAAAAGAAAUUUUUCUACAUCAGCAGCAGCAGUGACCAGUCGAACAACAAUAGCAACAUCAACCACUAACAACAUAGCUGUUGAGCAACAACAACAACAACAACAACAACAGAAACAAUAGAAACUCCAACGACAUACCUAGACAAGACCUACACCAAACGGUGGAAAAAAUGAAGUAAUUGGCAUUUAUAGCUGUAAGGUAAAAUUCAGGAAGCUAUUCAAAUUAACUGGAGGAACUUAGCAUAUUUCCUCUGUGGAGGAAAGCUUUUAACAUCCGUAUAUACUAAAGCCAAUAAAUUCAGGAAAAUUCAACAAACGUGUGCUAGGUGUGCGUUGUGUGAAAAAAACAUAUUUCUGUGGUAUUAACUAUAAAAGCAACGUAUGCACUGAACAUCUGAUUGAAAAUCGUUCCCUAAAAUGAUGUUUGCAAUACCGUGCCGAAGAUAAAGAAAAAAAUGUUAUCACUUAAACAGAGCAUUUCUGCGAUAUUUCACCAUAAGGCGGAAAUAUUUGACGAUUCAAAGCGAAGGAAUAUAAGAAAGUAGAAAUUAAAUUAAAUAUAAAAAACAACAACAACAACAAAUCCUAUAGUAUAGAAUAUUAGUAAUACCUCGUAUACGUAUAAUAUUUCUAAACGAUCAUCACACUCAUAAUUACAAACACACACAACCCCCCACAUAGAAGCAAUGCCGUGCUAUAAUACAAUUAAAACGAUUUAACUAAGGGAAAAGGACAGCCAGCCAGCCAGCCACACGCGCUGACAACGGACAGUUAGCAUUACAAUAGCAACGAGCGUAAAUUACAAAACGGCCGUGAAAAUGAGUCGUGAAGAGCCAAAAACGCGUACAACAACAACAAACACAAGUCAACCCACCAUCAACACCACUAACAUCCCCACCACCACCACCACCGCACACACAUCGGCAAUCGCAACAACAACCGCAUCAACAAUCAGUUAUACCACCUGCAGCAGUGCAACAACAAUAAAUUCGGACGCCAACACUACAGCAUUCCUAACGGCUAGUAGCUGUGAUGGCAUUGGUGGCAAAAUCUCCACCUCAACACCACACAAACGCUGUGAUGGCGGCGCCAACAACUUGAGCGCUGGCAGCGCUGAUGGAUGCAGCGUUGAAGCUGCUGGUGCUGCGCAUGCCACAUCGCUACGUGAUAUGUUGAGCGCUGCAUUUCUGCCAGACGAUAGUAUUGCUACCACGAUUAGUCCACCGGGUAGUCGUAAUUUGAGCGUCGUCUCCGCACCGGGUAGCUUCAAUAAGACGUCCUCAACGGGUAGUCCCGUUGCAAAACGUCACCUGAGCGCUGCUUCGAUGGCGCGCAUGCGUCCACAGUCGAGUUAUUCGGCGCGCGCAUUGGUAUUCGAUGACUCGGAUCAAGAGUUGGGCGCCAGUGGUGGCAGCGCCAGCGGUAGCGCAGGCGGUAGUCCACGUGUCAGCAGUAAGCAGCAGGAAUUGAGUGUAGGCGCUACCAAGUCAUCGACGGGGUUGGAUAUGUUGAGCACUUCGUCGAAGGUGUCUGGCGGUGAGCAUAACAUAAGCACAACAUCGUUGACGACAUCGCAUUCACUGCUGCGCAAUACGAAUUUGACCAAGUCGUCUUCGGGCGGGCUAUCGGGCAGCUCAGUGUCGUUACCGGGACGCAGCUAUAAUGCGUUGUUGCGUAAGAUCUCCUAUCAGCAUGGUUACUCCAUGCGCUCGUCGAGCAAUGAUACAUCGAAUUUGGUGCGCAUGCGUAACUCUUCGUUGGGUAAGUCAGCACCCUGCCUUACUGGCAGUUAUCUGCGCGGUAACGGUGGCGCUGAUUCUUCACACUGCUUCACGCCUGGUCCGCAUGCGCUCUCGCAAUCACAUUCGUCGACGACUUGCAAUGUGCAAGCGCAUGCGACAAUGCAUCAUUGUCACUCUUCACCGAGCGCUGUAAGCGCCGCCGGCGCAGCGGGUGGCUCGAAUGCGCCCACCAACACAACGAGCGGUUUGAACAUCUCGCGUUCCAACAGCGGUGUGGGCUUAGGUAUUGGUAAACACCAUUUACAUGGCGUUGUGAUGCGCGGUAGCAGUGUUGGCGGCACCUCCAGCGGUGUGGCACAUCAUCGUCUGAGUUUAGUUACAGCCGGUAUAAAUGCAUGCGCGAAUGCUUCGCCGCGUUCACAUUCGCCCUAUUCUGCGAGUCCGGUCGACAGUCCGCGCAUCAAUUCGCCAAUGCAAUUCCCAUUUGCGCCCAUAAAACGCAUUGCUUCAUGUCGCGGCGAUGGCAGACGUUGGUCCGUGGCAUCGUUGCCUUCUUCGGGUUAUGGCACUACGCCUGGUAGUUCAAAUUUGUCGUCACAGUGCUCCAGCCAGGAAGCGCUCCAUCAGCUACAAAACAUUCCACCCGGCGGCGAGGAUGCUGCACCGGACGUCAAUGCCAUUACAUGUUGUGUAGAGCAUUUACAAGCAGCCAUAGCUGCGGCGCCGCGCAUGCAUUGUCAGAAACAUUGCGCGCUUUUAACAGGCGCUUACACACCAUCCACACCCACACCUGCAACUACGGCAAUAGCUACAACGAGCAAAACAAUGUCCGUCCCACACACAACAACGAACAGCACGUACAUCAGCAAUAGCAGCACAAACUUUCUGGAGUCGAACAAAAAUGUCGCUGCCAAUGCGCAGCCGCCACAGCAGCCGCAAGCCGCGCGCCCCCAUUGUCCCAACUGUUGUGUGGAUAGUAAUGUUUUAUGUGCUGGCGGCAAGGUAUGCGCGGCAACUGCAGCGCCCGGCACACCAGCGAAUGCCGCCAAAAUGCCUGCAGGCGCACCACCGCAAGCUGGCACCCCCAACGCUAACACCCAUAGCAGCGGUAGUGGCAAUAAUAAUUGCCCGCCUGGUUUUGCUGGGCGCAUGUCGCCUUUUCACCGUCCACGCUCGCGUUCGCUCUCAAGUCCAUCGCGUUCACCGAUCGUGGACAACGAGAUCGCCAUGAUGAAUACGUUGUAUAAGGAACGCUUUCCGAAGGCCACGCAACAGAUGGAGGAGCGGCUAAAGCAUUUCAUAAAUGAGAAUAAGAGCGUGGCGUGCAAUAGUUUCCGCGACUCGCAGCCAAUUGUGCGCUUCGUCCAUCAUCAAGUGCUUGAAAUGGCGCGCGAUUGCUUGCACAAGUCCGAAGCGAAACUAAUAACUUCGCGUUAUUUCUACGAAAUGAGUGAGAAUCUCGAACGUUUACUGUUAGAAACGAAAGAUAAAUCACCCGAAGCGGCUGCUGAGCUAACCGGCGUGAUUAAAAAGUUACUUUUAAUCAUAUCGCGCCCAGCACGUUUACUCGAAUGUUUGGAAUUCGAUCCGGAGGAGUUUUAUCAACUAUUAGAGGCUGCUGAGGGUCAAGCCAAAGCAAUACAAGGCAUCAAAGCCGACAUACCACAGUACAUCAUACAUAAGUUAGGUUUAAAUCGCGAUCCGAUUGCUGAAAUGCAACAGGAAAUGAAGGACACACAGGCCGUCUGUGAGGGUAAUCUCUCAGCCGCCGAUAUUACCGCCGUAGCGGAUACAUCGCAAGAACAACGAACUCCCUUGCUCCUAAAUUCACCACUCACCUGUGUGACAGCCAACUUCAAUUCAUCGAAUACACUACUCACGGGCGAUGCACAAGCAGUAAAUAGCGGUUCAUGCACACCACAUCCACCGCUGCCGCUGCAACCACCACAAACACCGGUAGCCGGUGGUCCCGACAUGCCGAUGCCUUCAUUUGCAUCGGCAAUCUGUACGGCGGUUGUGAGUGCCACGUCCACUGCCACAACGACCACGGCACAGCAGCAGCAGCAGCAGGCGCAGCAACAAACCGCACAGCCGAUACCGAAUGAACACGAUUUCGAUAUCGUUAAAUUGAUCUCAAAUGGCGCCUACGGUGCGGUGUACCUGGUUAAGCAUAAGACUACGCGCCAACGUUUUGCCAUGAAAAAAAUCAACAAAAAUAAUCUCAUUUUGCGUAAUCAGGUGGAGCAGGUGUUUGCCGAACGUGAUAUUCUGUCGUUUGCCGACAAUCCCUUCGUGGUUAGCAUGUACUGUUCCUUCGAGACGAAAAAGCAUUUAUGCUUGGUAAUGGAGUAUGUGGAGGGUGGUGAUUGUGCGACACUAUUGAAGAAUAUCGGUCCAUUGCCGCCGGAUAUGGCGCGUUUUUAUUUUGCGGAAACAGUAUUAGCGGUGGAAUAUUUGCACAGUUAUGGCAUUGUACAUCGCGAUCUCAAGCCUGAUAAUCUACUCAUCACGGCUUUGGGACAUAUAAAACUCACCGAUUUUGGUUUAUCGAAAAUGGGUUUAAUGUCGUUGGCCACAAAUCUCUAUGAAGGCUAUAUUGAUUCGGAGACCAGACAGUUCUCGGAUAAGCAGGUUUACGGUACGCCCGAGUACAUAGCGCCAGAAGUGAUAUUACGACAAGGGUAUGGCAAACCGGUCGAUUGGUGGUCCAUGGGUAUUAUAUUAUAUGAAUUUCUGAUUGGUUGUGUGCCAUUUUUCGGCGAGACAGCGGAAGAGCUAUUUGCGCACACGGUCAACGAUGAUAUUGAGUGGCCGGAUAGUGAGGAUUGGGAUGUGCAGCCGGAGGCAAAGGAUCUGAUAACACAAUUGUUGCAGCAAAAUCCGCGCGAACGUUUGGGCACACAAGGUGGUGCUUUAGAGGUUAAGGAACAUAUAUAUUUCAUAGGUUUAGAUUGGAAUUCGCUGUUGCGACAAAAGGCGGAAUUUGUGCCACAAUUGUCCACCGAUGACGAUACGAGUUACUUUGAUACACGUAUGGAUCGUUACAAUCACGAUUUGGCUGGUGAGGAUACUGACGACACCGACGACACACCAGUUUUUGGCUCAUUCUCCUCCCUAACGCCGCAAUAUCGCAAACAACACUACUCCUGGUCACGCGUGCCCUCCAAUAGUUCCAGCACAACCAUAACACCGACAAGCACCAGUGUAGCCUCAGUUUCAGCGUCUGCAUCGAGCGCCACUACCGACAACAACUCGUCGAAAAAAGUCGAAUUCAAGACAGAUGCGCUAGCUACCGCUGUAAGCACAAGUGCCAAUGCGACUGUCUGCGAUAGCAGCACUACCGUGGACUCGUCUAUGGCUUUGGUGAAAUGUAAAAAUAACUCGGCGCUCUCGCCAAGCAUGAGCAGUGAUUUUAUAGCGAAUAAGCUGCUGACAACGCCACAGCUGCGCAAAUUGGAUCUUACAUCCGGUUGCCUCAAAGUGCCAUCCACACCCGAUGCUGAAUAUCUGCCCGAACUAUUGCACAACAUCACCAUUGGCAACGACAACGAACUACGUCUGCUCAAUCAAUUCCUGCGCCAAUCCUCCAUUUCCAGCCCAUCGGCUUCACCGGCCAGCAGCGCCGGCAGCGGCACCGCUUAUUUGCAACAGCGCGAACGUCAAACGCAACGCCACAGCAUGCCGGCAACGACAACGGCCAUAAUUACCACACCAGCUACACCGCCGGCGACGAUUGUGAGCGCCGCUGCUGCCCAAGCAGCUGCAAUGGCCGCUGAAACGCAUGCCACAUCCGGCGCUUUGGUUAAAGCAACACCUCACCCGCAUGCAUCAUUAAUACCCGCUGUUGCGGCGGCGGCGGCUACGUCGCGCAGCACACCCGAAUCCUCAACCGCCACGGAUAGUGACGAUUUCUCACCGCAAAUUCAUCGCAAACGCAAAGGUGUGUGCGCACGCGACAUACUACCGCGUUUCUCUAUAUCCAUCGAGGAUGAGACGGUGAGUGGCGGCUCAUCGUCGGCGGAGAACACGCGCGAGCAAUCGCCGCUUGCGCUGCAGCAUCAUCACAAAUCGAUGGACGGUCACUUGGGCAAACAUCGUUCGCGUUCGAUUGUCAAAUCCGCAUCGGCGUUGGGGUUGUCGUUGAUGUCCAGCGCGGUGGACAAUCAGCAGUUGGCACAGCAAUUAUGUGGCAUUGCAGCUGGCAUACAAUCGCCUGGCAGCGGUGCAGGUGCCGGUGGUAAUGGUGGUUCGAGCACUGCAAGUUCACGUGACACUUCACCAUGUCGCGAUCUCUCACCACUGGUGACCAACUUGAAGCCGCCUAUAAUUAUAAGACGUGGUCCACGUGGCUUUGGUUUCACCGUGCACACGAUACGUGUCUAUUAUGGCGACACUGAUUUCUAUACGAUGCAUCAUCUGGUGAUGGCCGUUGAGGAGGGUAGUCCUGCCUUUGAGGCUGGUCUACGUCCCGCCGAUUUGAUUACACACGUCAAUGGCGAACUGGUGCAGGGGCUCUAUCACACACAAGUUUUGCAGUUGUUGUUGAGUGGUGGCGAGCAUGUAACCUUGCGUGCCACGCCUUUGGAGCAUACGAGCAUACAGAGUGGUGGACGCAAACGUGAUUUAAUGCAAAGUAAGCUGGCCAAGAAGGGUGUGAAUAGGCAGAAGAAACAGACGAAGAAGGAACACGACAAGAAGCGCAAAACUUCACUAUUCCGACGGAUCAGCAAUAAACGUGCGUCGGCCGAGAUACAACAGAUCGCUGCGGGUAUUGUCGGUUCUCCCACCAAUCCUGCAGUCGCAUCUGUCGUUAGCGCUGCUUGUGGCGCCAGCGUUGGCGGCAACGUAAACACACGCAACUUAUCACCGAUGGACUCAUCGUAUCACAGCAGCAGUUGCUGUCAAUCCGCUGGUAAUUCAUCGCAAUCCACAUCGCCAUCCUCAUCGGCACCAAAUACACCAACUUGCGGUGGCAAUGGUGCACAAACGCAGCCAACAUUCGGCAGUACAUCAGCGAAGUCUGCAGGCUUGGUGAUUGCAACUAGUGGCACGGGUGUGUUAAUGCCUGUGCAUGGCGCAAGCGGUACGGGCGCUACAGUGCCCAGUGGUGCUAUUGGUGGCAAUAUACCAGUAUCACCCACAUCGGUGCCACAACUCUAUCAGCGCCCAUCGACAUUGCAUGGCCUCAAGCACAAAUUGCAUACGGGUGGUUGUGGUGGCAAUAACACUGUGGGCGUGUGUCCAAAUGCCGGUAGUGGUGCCGGUGUUGUCAAGUCGCUACACACCAGCGCUGCCGGCGCUUUACCACCAAAUCGCCGCAAAUCUGUUGGUCACAUACCACUUUCGCCAUUGGCACGCACCCCCUCACCCUCACCGCUACCGGCUUCACCCACACGUUCACCAUCACCACUCGCAUUCCCGAUAGUGGGACAUCAACCGGGCGCUUCGAACACCACGCAGUCGUACAGUCCAGGCAGCUCGCUGCCCACAGUGCAAACCAUGGCGAGCGGUUCGAAGAAAAGCGGCUUUGUGCGCACCAAAAGUGGUGAGCCCAGCUCACCGUUGCUGCGUCGUGCGCUCUCACCCGAUCGUCUACAUCCACGUAGCGCUGAGGCGAAGUGUACACUAAUUUCACCACUCUGCUGCUCGCCACCAAUCAAGCAGUCACAGCAGCGUGUCAUCGGCGGCGUCUGGCGUCCGAGCACUGGCACUGGCACUAGUGUAGGUGGCGGCGGUGGUGCUAGCACAUCGUCCACGGCAAUUACCACACUGCCACCAAUAAAUACAAUGCAAACAAGUUUUACAUGCAUCGGUGGCGGUGGUGGCGUUAAUAUGAAUACCAAUAAUAACGGUAAUGGCGGCACAACAGUUGGUAAUGCAGAUGCCACAAAUGAAUCUCAAAUGGCGUGUGGUAGCGCGUUGAAUAUGACUGAACAGUCAGCCGUAGCUGUUAGUACACCCACCAAUAUUGCUUUGCCAGCACCGGGUGAGAUGUUGCCACGCAUCGCAGAGGAGAAGGAUUCACCAACUAGUACACAUGAAUCGGAAGAAGAGGCUACACCCGCAAUGGCAGCUACAACUAAUCUAACAAGUACAACAACUUUGGGUGCAAUCGGUGUGAAUGUGAUGCAAACGAUUGAUGAGCAUGGUGACGAAACGUGUGGCGCUGGCAACAACAGUGAGGCAGUGGUGAGCGCUGUUGCAGCAGCUAAGAAGGAACGCGAACGCGAUAAUCGGCGGAAAAGUGUUGAUGAAAGGCCUGCAGUGUCCUGCACAGCAACGCCUAAAAGUGUGGGCGGCACUAGUAAUCGUAGCGGCAGCGCCACGGCUAGCACGCGUAGGGAAAGCUAUAUUGCGGCCGCAACAAAAACUGCUAAUCCAACAACAACAACAGUUACUACUGCUAAGCAUAAGAAGCAGUAAAGCAGUUUGUGAGCAAAAGGUGGUGAGAGGUGAUGUGAGAGGAAGAAAAAAUGGUACAUGUCUCACCCGGAAAACAGCGCGAAUAUUUAUUUUAAACUUUCUUUUGUAUUUUGUAUUGUAAUAUUAUUUUUUUCUAAUUUUUUCCGCCUGCUACGGGGGAUAUAAGAUUUGUGGCACGUUAAAAGUUGAAUGUUAAUUAAUUAGUAGUGAUUAAGCAGCAGGAGCACACAUUUGGGGGAGCAUACACAUGCACAAUAGAGUCAGAGUGAGCAGUGAAGUGUGCAGUUAAAACACUUAAGUGGUGGGAGGGGGAAUAUAAAUGUAAAAAGUGCGUGGGAAUUGUACGCAAAGACACAUGCUACAAUUGGUGUACAGUUAAAACACCAUUGUAGUAUAUCCGUAAUUUGUUUGCUUUGUAUACGAGUAUAAAAUUUUCAUUUCACAUUUUUUAAAAUCAUUUUUCAUUAAAUAAAAUAUUUUUAUACUUAUUUUAUGCAAUAUGAAAAAAAAAAACACAGCAACGAACUAUAUUUGCGUGGCGUACACUGGAGUGUGGCUGCAUGUAUAUUAAAAUAUUAUCAAUUAUUAUUUUCAUUGUUAUGUAUAUGAUUGUGUGUGGGGCACAUGUGGGCGGUCAGCGUACGUUCAACGCCCAUACAAAGCAAUUUGCUAUUUUUAUUAAUUAUUAUUAUUAGUAUUUAGUAAUAAAUUAAAUUAAAUAUAAAAACAACAGCAUAUUACACAUACAUUACAAAUUAUGCGAUUAUAUACAUGCAUACAUUAACACACAUAUACAAACACAUGCAAUAUACAUAUAUAAAAAAAAAAUUAAAAAAAAAAAUAGAAA
Molecule: messenger RNA, 9207 nt
Organism: Zeugodacus cucurbitae (melon fly)
Lineage: Eukaryota; Metazoa; Arthropoda; Insecta; Diptera; Tephritidae
Gene: dop
Product: microtubule-associated serine/threonine-protein kinase 1
Exons: 11
Coding region: 1014-8360 (2448 amino acids)
Biological process (GO): peptidyl-serine phosphorylation; intracellular signal transduction
Molecular function (GO): protein serine/threonine kinase activity; magnesium ion binding; ATP binding
Source: RefSeq, a predicted model, not a curated record